This is a messenger RNA of Macroventuria anomochaeta, 615 nucleotides long. Its product is annotated as benzoquinone reductase. The transcript has 2 exons. NCBI's taxonomy places the organism in Eukaryota, Fungi, Ascomycota, Dothideomycetes, Pleosporales, Didymellaceae. Gene Ontology annotation, molecular function: FMN binding; NAD(P)H dehydrogenase (quinone) activity. The record is from RefSeq and is a predicted model, not a curated record. Bases 1 to 615 code for a protein of 204 amino acids.
AUGGCUCCCAAGAUCGCUAUCGUCUACUACUCUAUGUACGGCCAUGUCAAGACAUUGGCCGAAGCUGAGCUCAAGGGCAUCCGCGAAGCCGGUGGAGAUGCCACUCUCUUCCAGGUCGCUGAGACCCUCUCAGCCGAAGUCCUGCAGAAGAUGCACGCGCCUCCCAAGCCAACCGACAUCCCCGUCCUGAACGACCCCACCGAGCUGGAAGCCUUCGACGGCGUGCUCUUCGGCAUCCCCACGCGCUACGGCAACUUCCCCGCCCAGUUCAAGACCUUCUGGGACAAGACGGGCAAGCAAUGGCAACAAGGUUCCUUCUGGGGCAAGUACGCCGGUAUGUUCAUCAGCACCGGCACGUUGGGCGGCGGCCAGGAGAGCACUGCGAUUGCGGCCAUGUCGACGCUGACGCACCACGGCUUUAUCUAUGUGCCGCUCGGCUACAAGACGGUGUUUGCACAGCUGUCUAACCUCGAGGAGAUCCACGGCGGCUCGCCUUGGGGCGCGGGAACCUUCUCCGGCGCUGAUGGUUCCAGGCAGCCUACUGCUCUGGAGCUCAGCAUCGCCACGGAGCAGGGCAAGGCCUUCUACGCGGCCGUUGCUAAGGCGCACCCGUGA